Anarrhichthys ocellatus (wolf-eel) is the source of this 1204-nucleotide messenger RNA. It is a transcript of the gene hoxc1a, whose product is annotated as homeobox C1a. Gene Ontology annotation, cellular component: nucleus. Gene Ontology annotation, molecular function: DNA-binding transcription factor activity, RNA polymerase II-specific; RNA polymerase II cis-regulatory region sequence-specific DNA binding. The record is from RefSeq and is a predicted model, not a curated record. Gene Ontology annotation, biological process: regulation of transcription by RNA polymerase II. Bases 4 to 813 code for a protein of 269 amino acids. NCBI's taxonomy places the organism in Eukaryota, Metazoa, Chordata, Actinopteri, Perciformes, Anarhichadidae. The transcript is spliced from 2 exons.
GUCAUGAGGAGGGGAAACGAGGUGAAAGUCGCCUCAGGAAUUAAUACUCCGCAUCCCCGGUACUCAACUCUCUCCAACAGUUGCACCUUUUUGGACAGCCCUCCUCCUCCAGCGUGCCAGACUCUCGAGGGCUUCUCGGCACCGGCCUGCCCCCACUCGUCCCGUGUCCCCUGGCGGUGCAGGGCGCAGGGGCAGGGCUCUCCAGGACGCGGAUACUGCGUGUCAAAUAACAACGAAACGCUACAAUCCGGUUUUGGCUCACUUGCCGAGGAAAUUCAAGUCUACUCUCGUAAUGGCCCCGAGAUUCACGUCGCCAUGGGGAGUUCAGCUGGCUCGGACUGUAACGUGGCUCAUAUGGAUGUAAGCAGUAAAACUUUUGAGUGGAUGAGAGUAAGAAGGAGUCAGCACCGGGCGGGCAGGAUGCACAUGACCUGUGGGUUCAGUGUUGUUGGCUCGGGCCUCGGUGCUGUCGAGGCUGGAAGCAGCAGCAUCUGCACGGGUGACCAUCCCACGGUGAACGGGGCCUCGAGGACCAGCUUCAGCACCAAGCAGCUGACUGAGCUGGAGAAGGAGUUCCACUUCAACAAGUACCUGACGCGGGCCAGGCGGGUGGAUGUCGCCAGCGCCCUGCAGCUCAGCGAGACGCAGGUGAAAGUUUGGUUUCAGAACAGACGCAUGAAGCAGAAGAAAUUACAGAGAGACGGGCUGCUCUCAGACCCGGGGCCGGCGGCACCGCACUCUCACGCUGACACUUUGGACACCCGCCCCUCUCCUGGACCGUCCUCGUCAAAACACCUGCCCCUGAACUCCUGAACCACAGGAGCUGCUUUCACUCAUGCAAGGGCGCCUGCCUGCAGAUGUUUUGAUUCCCUUUUGCAUCGGUUUCAAUCAGGCUUCACCUGUAUUUGCUUACCACGAUGGAUUCUUAUCGCAAGAAGCGCAUUGGCAAGUUUCGUCAUGCAAGAACGGAUGAAAACAAUUUGUCAUCCUCCCUCGGCUUCAGACUGGUGCUGAUUUGAAUAUUAAAAUUCAAGUCAUUGCACAGCGCUCCUAUGAAAACAAGGAAACAAAAUGAUAUUAAUUGUCCGUAGAAACUGUGGCAGACUAUUUGUUUAUUUAUUCUUCACAAUUUAACCAGGAGCUGACUUUACUUGAAUAUUUAUUCAACAGGACACGUGUCUCCUAAAUUUGUUUAAAAUAAUAA